AGCCUUAUCUUUGCUUGGAACUCCGGCCGAAAUUUCAAGUGGGACAAGAACCGAGGAGAAGAUGGCGGCUCUCAGAGUGGUCGCGACGACGGGGUGUGGGAGAACCCUCCUAAACGCUGCAAAAUCAAGUCAGACACAAAAGGCUCACAUGUCAUUUGCCAGUUUACCCAAGGGAAGGAAGGUGGCCCUGACCACGCUUGGGGUCCUGACAACCGGAGGCGUGGGUCUGGCCUUGGCCCUCAAUCAGUCGGUUAAAGCCUCGGACCUGGAACUGCACCCACCCAGUUACCCAUGGAGCCACGCUGGCCUUGUGUCCUCCCUUGAUCAUGCCAGUGUUCGUCGGGGGUAUCAAGUGUAUAAGCAAGUGUGUUCGGCAUGUCACAGUAUGGAGUACCUUGCUUUCCGUAACCUGGUGGGAGUUUCCCAUACUGAGGCAGAAGUCAAAGUAUUAGCUGAAGAGAUCGAGGUGGUAGACGGUCCUGAUGAUACUGGUGAGAUGUUCACGCGGCCUGGAAAGCUCUCUGACUAUUUCCCAAAGCCCUACCCCAACCCAGAGGCUGCUCGCGUCGCCAACAACGGAGCCCUCCCACCCGACCUUAGCUACAUUGUCAAUGCCAGGCACGGAGGAGAAGACUACGUGUUCUCCCUGCUGACGGGCUACUGCGACCCCCCUGCAGGUGUGGAACUCAGGGAAGGACUAUACUACAACCCCUACUUCCCUGGCCAGGCCAUCGGCAUGGCACCUCCCAUUUACAAUGAGGUGCUGGAGUAUGACGACGGAACCCCUGCCACUAUGAGCCAGGUGGCUAAAGAUGUGUGCACUUUCCUGCGCUGGGCAGCGGAGCCUGAGCAUGAUCAGCGUAAACGCAUGGGCUUGAAGCUGCUGAUGGGCGCUGCCAUCUUUAUCCCACUGGUUUACUACAUGAAGAGGCACAGGUGGUCUGUCCUGAAGAGUAGGAAGAUCGCUUACAGGCCUCCCAAAUAAGCCAGGCUCUAACUUUGCUCAGUCUUUGAUGCGACCGAUUUCCCUUAACUCUGUGUACAUUCAUUGAGCUGCGGUCGCCUUAACCAGUAAUGUCAUAUGUGCUCUCAAAGUGCAGGUUUCUCGGCCAGCAGAGAGGAAGAGAAAUGUGCAUGCACAACCUCUACAACAUUUUUACUGAAAAGAAUAAAUUAUCUGAUAAAAUAUAUAUGUGUUGUGAGUGACCUGUAUCAACCUCUGGGGAGACCAUGUCUUACGGUAUUCUGCUGAGCUGGUGUCAUCAAGUACGUCUAGACAUGUUGUGUAAAUAUUUAAUAAAACUCUGGUGUACA
Messenger RNA from Alosa alosa (allis shad), 1314 nucleotides. RefSeq names its product cytochrome c1, heme protein, mitochondrial (gene cyc1). Gene Ontology annotation, biological process: mitochondrial electron transport, ubiquinol to cytochrome c. The record is from RefSeq and is a predicted model, not a curated record. Lineage: Eukaryota; Metazoa; Chordata; Actinopteri; Clupeiformes; Clupeidae. Bases 62 to 985 code for a protein of 307 amino acids. Gene Ontology annotation, molecular function: heme binding; electron transfer activity. The transcript is spliced from 7 exons.